Messenger RNA from Trichoplusia ni (cabbage looper), 2164 nucleotides. RefSeq lists its product as uncharacterized. Gene Ontology annotation, biological process: synapse organization. NCBI's taxonomy places the organism in Eukaryota, Metazoa, Arthropoda, Insecta, Lepidoptera, Noctuidae. Bases 444 to 1406 code for a protein of 320 amino acids. Gene Ontology annotation, cellular component: neuron projection membrane. The record is from RefSeq and is a predicted model, not a curated record. The transcript is spliced from 8 exons.
GCCAGGCACGCGCGGUAGCGUCGCCCCAGCCAGUAGAGGCUGCGACGACCGAGCGAGCGCCUGUACGCGUCGCUCCCAACACAUAGGACUGGUGACUCUCCAUAGUGUCUGUGACGUGUUUCAGUGCCAGCACAUGCGUGGAAAUGACCAUAUCGAUGAUUGUGAACAAAUGUUUGUGACUUGUGAUUAAGUGGUUGCGUGCGACUAAGUAAGUGAGUUGGGUGCGAGUUCAUGUGGUUGCGUUGCAUAGGUAUCGCCGAUGUAACCACUGACACCUGACAAAAAAAACCUAAGACAAUUUAGAAGAACGAUGUCGAUUAAAGCGUCGCUCGUUAUACAAAGAACGAUGAGUGUGCCGAAGAGUUUUUAGUGAGAAAUUGUGAAAAAUAGAAAGAGUGAAGAUGUCGGUAAAAGCCAGCGUUGGUUAAACAAAAAGGAGAAAAAUGGCCUUCAAAGGAUACUGCGGCGAAGUGAUCGGCUUUUUCCUGGCUGUGGCUUUUUGCAUCAUAUGUCCGGAAUAUGUAUCAUCAGCCCAGCGCGAGCUCGGCAAGGGUUCUCCAACGAACGCCUCCGCCACAGCCUCGCCGUCCGGUUCGGUGGACAACUCGAUCCGGUCCGGAGCGGCGCUGGACGGCGCGAGGCCCACGCCCCGGACCGGGCCCUACUUCGACCUGAUGGCUUCCAAGAACGUCACGGCUUUACUCGGCAAGACGGCGUAUUUGAACUGCCGUGUCAAGAAUUUAGGGAAUAAGACGUUAAACAUGCAAGUAUCUUGGGUGCGGCACAGAGAUAUACAUCUACUUACAGUUGGACGGUACACGUACACAAGUGAUCAAAGGUUUCGAGCUAUCCAUCUGCCACAUUCCGAGGACUGGACUUUACAGAUCAAGUAUCCGCAGCACAGAGACUCCGGUAUAUACGAGUGUCAAAUAUCUACGACUCCACACAUGAGUCAUUUUAUACACCUCAAUGUUGUCGAGCCUACAACAGAAAUAAUUGGGGGUCCAGACCUCUACAUAGAUAGAGGCAGCACGAUCAACCUCACCUGCGUGGUUCUGUACUCGCCAGAGCCCCCAGCUUACAUAUUUUGGAAUCAUAAUGAUGCGAUAAUAAGUUACGACUCUCCGCGGGGGGGCGUGUCCGUCGUGACGGAGAAAGGAGAGACGACUACUUCUUUCCUGCUCAUACAGCAGGCAAGGCCAUCUGACUCCGGGAUGUAUCAGUGCAACCCGAGUAAUGCGCAGUCCAAGAGUGUGAUGGUGCAUGUGCUUAAUGAAGCAAAUUCGAUUUUUCCUUUAUCAGGAGAGUACCCGGCGGCCAUGCAGCGCGGAGGGCAGGCCUUCGCACCGACCUCACCAGCGCACUGCCUCGUGCUGGCAACCUGCCUCUUCCUCACACUCUCUUGACACAUACGGUUCUUCUACUAAAUGUAAAUACGAAAAUUUUAUUAACAGGCCCUUGUAUUGACAAUACAUACAUUGAAAGUUGAAUCGAUUGUCGAUACAACCGCCUGAACAAAUUUGCUAUUUUAUAGUGUGGGUUGUGUUAUGUACAAUAUAAAGUAAAUUCAUGAGCAAGUAGGUAAUGCUUGUUCCUUAUAGUGAUGUAUAUAGUGUAAUAUAAUACGUGUUAAUCAUAUUAUUUAUGUAAUAUUAGAUUGAUUUCCAACUUAUAAAAUCCCUCAUCAUGGAUUAAAUUUCAGUAUCUUUGUAUCAGGAUUAUUAUAAUUUGAUAUUACAUUUAUUGGCGAAUAAUUCAAACGUAAUCUUGUUUAUGAUAGAUGUGUAUUAGAAAUGAUGAUGAAAAUAUUAAUCCAACGUGGAGAUAGUGGACAGAGGAAUGUAAAAACAGCUGACAAUACUACGUUUAAAACACAAAAUGUUUAGACAUGAAAAUGUAAAUAGUUGAGGUUAUACGAAUCACUCUAUCUAGCCUUUAAUAAUAUCUGUAUUAAGUGAUGUAAAUUGUAAGUAAGAUUUUAGUAAAUUUUGGAAUCUAAAUGAUGUUGUAAAUAGUAUUUGUAAGGACACUUUUGCCAAUGGGUCUUGGCAAGAAAAAAAAGACAAAAGCUAGUGCAGAGUCCCUUAAAAACAGCAUACUAUAGAAAUAAAAGAAAAAAAAAUUUGAUGAAUAAAAUUACUUCAUAGAAAAAGUCUUGGUGAGA